Tachysurus vachellii is the source of this 2489-nucleotide messenger RNA. RefSeq names its product regulation of nuclear pre-mRNA domain containing 1B (gene rprd1b). Gene Ontology annotation, cellular component: RNA polymerase II, holoenzyme. The record is from RefSeq and is a predicted model, not a curated record. The coding region runs from base 419 to 1429 and encodes 336 amino acids. NCBI's taxonomy places the organism in Eukaryota, Metazoa, Chordata, Actinopteri, Siluriformes, Bagridae. Gene Ontology annotation, molecular function: RNA polymerase II complex binding. Gene Ontology annotation, biological process: mRNA 3'-end processing. The transcript has 8 exons.
ACAUAAACAUGCGUUGUCCUGCUGAAUAAACGCGUCAGCCACACGUUAUAGGACGCUUUAAAGGAUUCGUACGAUUCUGCAUUAGUUCGUGACAACGUUUGAAGCUUGUGAAGUAGAAAGAUCAAACUUUAAACAGUUUUUCCUGCUCGAAGUGGACAAACCGGCCAUCUUUGCUAACUUAGCUUAGCUUUCUCUGCUCUCCUGGAGUGAAAAAACAAACUUUCCUGGACUUCCAUUAAAGAAAAAAGACUAAACCUUCCUCCAGCUCUUCAAGCAAAGCUCAAGCUUCAUUCAUUCAUUCAUCCAGCCAGGACAUGUAUUAUUAACACAGCCGGUCUGCAGUCAGACCCAGAAAUCCCCCCCUGGUUGUAUUUGUUUUUUAUUUUUUUUAUUUUUUGGUUUAUCACUUCACGUCAUCAUGUCAUCGUUUUCUGAGUCAGCGUUGGAGAAGAAGCUGUCAGAACUGAGUAGCUCGCAGCAGAGCGUUCAGACGUUGUCGCUGUGGAUCAUACACCACCGCAAGCAUUCGGGAACCAUCGUCCGUGUGUGGCAUAAAGAGCUGAAGAAAGGUAAGGCCAAAAGUAGCCGGAAGUUGACCUUCCUUUACCUCGCCAAUGAUGUCAUUCAGAACAGCAAAAAGAAAGGACCCGAGUUCACGCGGGAUUUUGAAGGUGUCCUCGUUGAUGCCUGCUCUCAUGUAGCGAGAGAAACAGAUGACGGCUGCAAGAAGCACAUUGAGAGGUUGUUGAACAUCUGGCAGGAACGCAGUCUCUACCGCUCUGAUUUCAUCCAGCAGCUCAAGCUGUCCAUCGAGGACUCCAACAGCCCCAGGGUCAAAGCAGCAGCAGAUGACGGCUUGAAGAAGGGCUUGAAAAGAACGUUCCAGAAGGUUCAGGAAGAGGAAGAGGAAGAUGACGACGAUGAUUACAGGGCCCAGUAUUCUCCUCAUGAGACAGACGCCAUCGGCCCACAGCUGACGGAGGAGCUGAUUAAAGCUCUUCAGGACCUGGAGAACGCUGCGUCCGGAGACGCCACCGUGCGCCAGAAGAUCGCCUCUCUGCCUCAAGAAGUGCAGGACGUCUCUCUGCUCGAGAAGAUCACAGAUAAGGAAGCAGCAGAUAAGCUGUCCAAGACGGUGGACGAAGCAUGUCUCCUGCUGGCGGAGUAUAACGGGAGACUGGCGGCUGAGCUGGAGGACCGCAGGCAGCUGGCACGCAUACUGACAGAGUACAUCAACAGCCAGAAGGAGGCGCUGAGCGAAAGGGAGAAAAAACUCGAGGAGUACAAGCAGAAGCUGGCGCGAGUCACUCAGGUGCGCAAAGAGCUGAAGUCUCACAUCCAGAGCCUGCCAGACCUCUCGCUCCUGCCCAACGUCACCGGAGGACUGGCGCCUCUACCCUCGGCUGGAGAUCUCUUCUCCACUGACUGACCGGUUCUCCUUUCUUCAUCCCUCCAUCCUCAGUCUGGACUCCACUGAUUCCACCGUCACCAGCCGGUCAGCUGAUAUCAGGCCAAACCCUCACGCUCUGGCCUUGUGUUCAGGUUUUAGAAGGAAAAAAAAAUUCAUCAAACAGCGAACGUGACUGUGACUUUGCUGUCUCAUCAUUAUUAGUGGAUUUUUUUUUUUUGUUUGUUUUUUUUGGAGGUUUUACUGCUUUAUUUGCUUAUUAAUAAUCAAAAAAGGAGUCUGUGUGACCUGCUUUUGUUCUUUAUCUGCUCAGUUAUAAAGACUAGGUAGCGAAAAUAAAUGAAAUACACAGCUAAGUGACCGACCCUCAGCUUCAUCAUCAUCAUCAUCAUCAUCAUCAUGAGGAUGGAGCGUCUCCGUUAAAGGCUGGGCGAUAUACCGAGUGUGGUGUUAUCUCCAACAUUCUGUAGAGAAAUCGAUGUUCAAGUGAAAGUUUUGUGUUGAAGAAACAGAAAUAGUUCAGGAAAAAAAAAGCUUCCAAAUGUAGCCAAUCAGCUGAGAUUUACUUAUUACAGUAAAUAAGUCAUCUGUUUCAGCCAAAAAUAUUUCCCCAAACCAUGACAGCGUGACUUCUGUCAUUCUUUAGGCUCCGCCUUCCAAGGUAAAAAGAUGGAUAAACUUAAAAUUUAGAAGUUAUGUUGAUGACUUUUUAACAGAUUGACGUUUGAUGGAAACAUUAUCCUUCAAGUGGCACCAAAUAUCAUGAAAUAUCAUCCCUCCUGAAAUCUCUAUACGAACUAUGUUUUGCCUCUAACUUUGUCGGGAACAGGUAAGAAAACGAUGAUACUUUCGCUCGUAUCGCCCAGCCCUUGGUGUACGCUACUGACUCCCCACUGUGGUUAAUGUUCACGUGAGCACGUGUGUCUACUGUACGUAGGUUUUUCUCUUUCUGAAAGCCGGUAUGUUUUAUAGGAAAUUGCCGAAAACUCUUCCACGUAGUGGCUAAACUGAAAGCAGUCCAAAUUUGAGCUGACGGUUCAUGACAUGUCGGAAUGAACAUUAACAGCAGGUUUUCACUAAA